This is a messenger RNA of Colletotrichum godetiae, 1398 nucleotides long. RefSeq names its product glutaminase. Lineage: Eukaryota; Fungi; Ascomycota; Sordariomycetes; Glomerellales; Glomerellaceae. The transcript has a single exon. Gene Ontology annotation, molecular function: glutaminase activity. The record is from RefSeq and is a predicted model, not a curated record. Bases 1 to 1398 code for a protein of 465 amino acids. Gene Ontology annotation, biological process: L-glutamine catabolic process.
AUGAAAUCCCCGAUCCCCGACUACCUCAACCGCGUCCUCGAGAAUGCGCGCCCCAACGAAGCCGGUGCGCCAGCGGGCUACAUUGACGUGCUAGCCAAAGCAGACACGUCCAAAAUGGCCGUCGCUCUCGCCAUGGUAGACGGGAACCUCUACUCGGCAGGCGACGACCGCGUCGAGUUCUCCAUCCAGUCCAUUUCCAAAGCCUUUGUCUACGCCCUCGCCAUUGAGGAUGCAGGCCUCCCCGCCGUGCUCGAGAAAAUCGGCGUCGAGCCCUCGGGCGACGCCUUCAACCGCCUCUCCCUCGAGCGAGGCUCCAACCGGCCCAUGAACCCCAUGAUCAACGCCGGCGCCAUCACAGCACACUCUCUCGUCGUAUCCCCUUCCGCAACACUGGAACAGCGCACGGAACGCAUCCUCUCCGCCCUCUCGCGCCUCGCGGGCCGGCAGCUCCACGUAGACGAAGAAGUCUACGAAGCGGAACUCAAGGACGCAGACCGGAACAUGGGCAUCGGCUACAUGCUCAAAGCAGCCGGCAUCAUCACCUGCGACCCGCGCGAGGCCGUGAAAGGAUACAUUCGCCAAUGCUCCAUCAGCGUCAACGUCCGCGACCUAGCCGUCAUGGCAGCCACGCUCUCCAACGGCGGCGUGCAGCCCCUCACAGGCGAAUCCGUCAUCCCGCAGACCAGCGUCCGGCAGGUUCUUUCAGUGAUGACCACGUGCGGCAUGUACGACGCCGCAGGCGACUGGGUCUCCAACGUCGGCAUCCCCGCCAAAUCCGGCGUCGCGGGCGGCAUUAUAGGCGCGUUACCCGGCCAAGUUGGCCUCGCUUCCUUCUCGCCGAAACUCGAUGAACGGGGGAACAGUGUGCGCGGCGUAGCCAUGUGCGAGCAGCUCUCGCGCGACAUGGGACUGCACAUGAUGGACGUGAGCCAAAUCGCCAGCGCGACGGUACGGACGUCGGUAGCGACCAUCGUCGCGGGCGCACACGAGCCGCAUAACCCAAACUGCCAGCGUGAAGUCGUCAUCUUCAGCCUGCGCGGGGCGGUGCGGUUCGCCGGGUCCGAGAGGUUGACGAGGGCGUUGGCGCGAGAGCUGGGGUCGCCUGAUCCGGAGGACCCGGGUUCGGGGAGGCAUGAGAAGGCGUGUGCGGUUGUGUUUUCGUUUCGGGGUGCGUAUUCGCUAAAUGCGAUUGCGCGGCGGAUCGUACAUGAGGAUAUUCGGCGGUUGUUGCUGGAUGAGAGGAGUGUUGUGGUGGUUGAUCCGAACGGGGUGUUGGGGAUGGAGGUUGAUGUGGACGGGGAGAAGCCGUUUCCGCAUGUUUUCACGUCGGAGACGGAGGCGAGGGAUUUCAUUGGCGGGGUGGGCUGUCAGACUGUUUUUAAGGAGAAUAACUGGUGA